Messenger RNA from Paramacrobiotus metropolitanus, 1024 nucleotides. RefSeq lists its product as uncharacterized. NCBI's taxonomy places the organism in Eukaryota, Metazoa, Tardigrada, Eutardigrada, Parachela, Macrobiotidae. The coding region runs from base 8 to 1003 and encodes 331 amino acids. The transcript has 2 exons. The record is from RefSeq and is a predicted model, not a curated record.
GAUUUUAAUGACGUUUUUCAGCAGGAUAUUGGCUCUUUUCAAAGGGAAAAAUAAUAUGAAAAAAUCAGCGGCAAUAGAUUUCGGGUUAUCUUUAUUGAUUUCUGCGAGUACUUGGAGAUUGUGUGCAACAUGCCCAACAAAAUCUGAGGUCAGGUACUCUCGAGCAGAGGCCGCAGUGGAUCGCAUAACGGCGAAGCUGGAAGAAUGCUGGAACUAUACCGCCUAUCGCCAGAUCGAGCAGGCGGAAAUAACGUACUCGAGGAAAAAUCCUAUUUGGCUGCCGGCGCUCUCUCCGCCCCCGCCCGAUCCUAAAGGUUACGUGCGGCGGCCGUAUUUGGACGAGACGAUCGCCCUGACAUGUGCGCCCGGCCCGACUCAGCCGAAUAUUGUGUGGAAACAUAACGGUCAGGUGAUUGCCGCCCAGCAGACCGUGGGCGACCUUCGCUAUACCCGCACCAGCGACAACAACCUCGUGCUGCACAAUAUCACCUACGCGGCGUGGGGCAAGUUCGAAUGCCUGCGGCGCUGUCAGCAGAAUGGGAUGGAAGCGUUGUGCUUGCAAGCGGAGCACUGGGUGUUUCCCAAACCGUUGCCUGAAGGCCACGAGGUGUUCGCGCAGCGAAUGCCACCGGUGAUUGUGCCGCGAUAUAUGCCAUUUUCGUCCACCUGCCAACUGGCGUUCCCUUGUAGCCAGGAUCCGCAGCAGCACUUCAUCUGGCGCUAUCAGGGAAUUUACCUUUCCUGGCCGCCGGGUCACUACCUACAGCAGACGUCCUGUAUCGAAACCGACCGGCAAACGCUGAUGGUCCACACCAACACCUCCGAAGUAACAGGGACCGAUGGCCGCCGACACUGUGCUUCGAGGCUGACCCUGCAGGUUCCCUGGCCGAAUCACACGGGCGCCAAGCUAGCGUGUUGGGCGCGCUCUGACACCACCCAGCAGCAGUGGUUCAUCCUUACCACUCCCGUGCAGUUCAACGGAAGCCUGCCCUUUCCAGGAUAACUGAUGGUGGCUUGUUUCGUA